AUGUUGGGAUUCCUGAAGCAGCCUGUUGUGGUCACUGCAGAGAUCAAUGUGAAUCUGGUGGCUCUGACUGUGAUGGGAUUAGUAAACCGGCUCUGGGCACUCUCCUACCCGCGGGCUGUGGUUUUUGAUGAAGUUUACUAUGGCCAGUUUGUGUCUCUGUACAUGAAGCGGAUCUUUUUUGUGGAUGACAGUGGCCCGCCAUUUGGCCACAUGCUGCUAGCUUUUGGAGGUUACUUAGGAGGCUUUGAUGGAAACUUCUUGUGGAACAGAAUUGGGGCUGAGUACAAUAUGAAUGUGCCCAUUUGGUCCUUGCGACUGCUGCCAGCACUAACUGGUGCCCUGUGUGUACCUUUAGCGUACCAGAUUUUGGUAGAGCUGCACUUCUCCCAUUGUGCUGCGCUUGGAGCUGCCCUCCUGAUUCUCUUCGAGAACUCUCUGAUCACUCAAUCCAGGCUGAUGCUCUUGGAAUCAGUACUCAUCUUUUUUAUCCUGCUUGCAAUUUUGUCCUACCUGAAGUUCUACAAUUUACAGAAGUGCAGCCCCUUCACUGCAGGCUGGUGGUUUUGGCUUUUAUUGACUGGAGUUGCUUGUUCCUGUGCAGUUGGGGUAAAAUACAUGGGGCUUUUCACCUACAUGCUGCUCUUGGCCAUCGCUGGAGUCCACUCCUGGCACUUGAUAGGAGACCAGACCUUGUCAAAUGUUUCUGUGUUGUGCCAUUUGCUGGCGAGGGGACUAGCUCUAGUAGUCGUUCCAGUAGCAAUGUACCUGUCUUUCUUCUACGUUCACUUGACUUUGCUCUACCGCUCAGGACCUCAUGACCAGAUUAUGACCAGUGCUUUCCAGGCCAGCUUGGAGGGCGGGCUAGCUCGGAUCACACAGGGCCAGCCCCUUGAGGUAGCCUAUGGCUCCCAGAUUACCCUGCGGAAUGUUUUAGGCAAACCCAUGCCAUGCUGGCUCCAUUCUCACAAGAGCACUUAUCCCAUCAGGUACGAGAAUGGCCGAGGCAGCUCCCACCAACAGCAGGUGACUUGUUACCCCUUCAAGGAUGUCAAUAACUGGUGGAUUGUUAAGGAUCCUGGGAGGCAGCAGCUGGUGGUGAGUAACCCACCACGUCCCGUACGACAUGGGCAUAUUGUGCAACUGGUCCACGGCAUCACAACUCGUUACCUCAACACACAUGAUGUUGCUGCACCUCUGAGCCCACACUCCCAGGAAAUCUCCUGUUACAUUGAUUAUAACAUCUCCAUGCCAGCACAGAACCUCUGGAGAGUGGAAAUUGUAAAUCGGGAAUCGGACACAGACGUGUGGAAGACCAUUUUAUCUGAAGUAAGGUUUGUCCAUGUGAAUACCUCAGCAGUGCUGAAGCUCAGUGGUGCAUCUCUACCUGAGUGGGGCUACCGGCAGCUGGAGAUCAUUGGGGAGAAGUUGUCCAAAGGGUAUCACCAGAGCAUUCUGUGGAAUGUGGAGGAGCACAGAUACGGGAAAAGCCAAGAGCAGAAGGAGCGGGAAGUGGAGCUGCACUCACCCACGCAGGCUGACAUCAGCAAAAACCUCAGUUUCAUGGCCAGAUUCACAGAACUGCAGUGGAAGAUACUAACAUUGAAAAAUGAAGACACAGAACAUAAGUACAGCUCUUCCCCCCUAGACUGGAUCACUAUGGAUACAAACAUCGCUUACUGGUUCCACCCUAUCUCUGGUGCUCAGAUCCACCUCAUUGGGAACGUUCUCACCUGGGCUUCAGCUAAUGUUGCAACCCUUGUAUACGUGUGUCUGUUCCUGUGGUAUUUGCUUCGACGACGGAGGAAGAUUUGUGACAUCCCUGAAGAUGCAUGGAGGCUCUGGGUAUCAGCUGGAGGACUCUGCGUGGGAGGCUGGGCUGUGAAUUACCUCCCCUUUUUCAUGAUGGAGAAGACUCUUUUCCUGUACCACUACCUGCCUGCUCUCACUUUCCAAAUUCUCCUGAUUCCUGUUGUACUGCAGCAUCUGACUGAUCACCUCUGCAGAUCCCAACUCCCUAAGAACGCGUUCAGUGCCUUGAUGGUAGCCUGGUUCUCCUCCAUUUACCUGGUCUAUCGCACAUUCAGCCCACUGACAUAUGGGGAGCCUACCCUCUCAGCAGCUGAGCUCAGGGCCCUGCGCUGGAAGGACAGCUGGGACAUCUUGAUCCGCAAACACUAGUGGAGCCAGUCAAGAUAGAACUGAUCAUGCUUACAAGUAACUCUGCUCUCAUUUCUUAAUAGGGGCUCAGGGUAAAAAAGCCUUGUAAUUUACAUUGGUAAGAAAUGCAUCCCCAUGGGGCAGAUGAUGUAAUGGGAAGACUCAGUUUCUGUUCUGCUCUAUAGUCUGAGUUAGUCUCAUUGCAAAUCUACAGUAUUAUGUCUCAAACUACCCUUGAUAUUUAGUGUCGAACAGAUGCCUAGAGUGUUUACUGUAGUGCUUCCUCAUGGUCUAAUCACCAGCCUGUUGUUCAAGGCUGCCACCUUUUGGAGGGACGAGACUCAUACUUGACUAGAUGCAUUCAGAGGAGACCCUAGUGACACUUCACUGAAGCUUUAACUAACUUGACCUCAACACAGUAGAGCUCACUAGUGCCCAAGGCCAGAUGGCUGAGGGGAGAUUGAAAGCACUACACAGGGAUUUCAUUCCUGCUCCCCUUGCUCUUUAGACACCCCUUUGGGGCUCUUCUUUAAAGCUCCUAGUGAGAAUGUUCCUUUGGGUAUGUCUCUGCUGGUGGGGGGAGGGGUGUGAAAAUACUUUUAUAUAAAAUGGUUACAUCCAUGUGGCUGUUGUUUCUUCAUUGGUUUAUUAGUCAAAGCAGCACAACCACUCGAGCCAGGCUUUGCUUUUAUAAGAGAUUUAAAAAGUUCAUCUUCAACAAUAACCAAUUCUUCCUGCUAGGCUUAAGCCUGCAUUUACAGACUAUACAUGAGAGACAGGAGGUACCAAUUGGUGUUUGUUUUAAAAUGUCACUAGUGGACUGAGAGAGGGAGCACUAAGCUAGAGCCUGGGAUUUCACAUUAAGUUUGCGGCUUUUCUUCUGCUCAUUGGAGGAUGUGUCACAGCACUCUGAGCUUUAACGCUGCUUUGGGGAAGGAAUGAGAACUAUAAACCAUGUCUGCAAAUGAAUUCGGCCCAGCAGACUCUGCACCCAAGGUCAGCCUUCCUGACAUGGGGCACAAAAACUGAAGCCUAUGCUACAUAGAGUGUAGUUAGGCUCAGCAACUAGUGACAAAACACCUCAACUAGAAGGCGGAGCCCCACUGCUCCUUUGUCUGACUGUAAGUUGCCUGUUGCCCAAGAGAAGCCUAAUUUUCCUCAGCCCUGAGUAAGAUAGACUUCUCAUUAUUGGCACAACUGCAGAGGUCAGUCCUUUUCCCCACACAGAAGGGUGAACUGUGGCCCUUCUGUCCAUGGCAAUGCCAGAUCUGUGGAGAAGGGAAAUCUCAGGGGGCAGCUGGGGGGGACCUGUACCUGCUUGUUUAAAAACAAGGCUCUUUGCUGCAUCUCACUUGGAGCAGAGCUGUUUUCCUGGCAGCCAACCUUGCUGCUAAGGAAAAGCACCUUGAGGGGAGAUUAUUAAUCUUGUAUCCCACUGGGUUUAAUUCCUAGGGGGAUUUUAGCACACAAUGCCAUCUAACACCAGGUCCUGGGUCAAUAAUCCAGCUCCUUCCGUGGGAAGACACACACACAACCCUCUUGAAUCUGCCCCUAAGUUGCUAUGGGCACGUCACAAACCAGUUUGUUAAAAAGGUUGGUCUGGAACAGAGGCAACUUCUUCAGACCCCCACC
This is a messenger RNA of Emys orbicularis (European pond turtle), 3789 nucleotides long. It is a transcript of the gene POMT1, whose product is annotated as protein O-mannosyltransferase 1. Gene Ontology annotation, cellular component: endoplasmic reticulum; membrane. Gene Ontology annotation, molecular function: dolichyl-phosphate-mannose-protein mannosyltransferase activity. The coding region runs from base 1 to 2178 and encodes 725 amino acids. The record is from RefSeq and is a predicted model, not a curated record. NCBI's taxonomy places the organism in Eukaryota, Metazoa, Chordata, Testudines, Emydidae. Gene Ontology annotation, biological process: protein O-linked glycosylation via mannose. The transcript has 19 exons.